This is a messenger RNA of Camarhynchus parvulus, 1583 nucleotides long. RefSeq names its product EGF-containing fibulin-like extracellular matrix protein 2. The transcript has 11 exons. The coding region runs from base 52 to 1467 and encodes 471 amino acids. Lineage: Eukaryota; Metazoa; Chordata; Aves; Passeriformes; Thraupidae. The record is from RefSeq and is a predicted model, not a curated record. Gene Ontology annotation, molecular function: calcium ion binding.
GGGGGGAGGAGCUUUUGAGCCUGGGGGCGGGGCCGGAGCUGAGCGGGCGCCAUGGGCCCCCCCUCGCUGCUCUUCCUCCUCCUCCUCCUCUUCCUCGGCGCCAGCGUGGCCCCCGCGGCCCCCCCGGACCUGGAGGAGCCCGAGGAUUACGCGGAGUGCAGCGAUGGUUACGAGUGGGACCCCGAGACCGAGCACUGCAAAGACGUGGACGAGUGCGCGCUCGGGUCCCCGCCGCCCUGCCGGGGCUCCAUGAAGUGCCUGAACCAUUUCGGGGGGUACCUGUGCCUGCCCCGCUCGGCCGCGCUGCUCAGCCCCGGCCCGGGCCCCGCCCCCGCCCCGCCCCCGCCCCCGCCCCCGCCGCGCCCCGCCCCGCCCCCCGACGGACGCUGCCCGCCCGGCUUCGGCCCCGCCCCCGACGGCACCUGCGCAGACGUGGACGAGUGCGCGGGGCGCCCCCCGUGCCGGCCCAGCCAGGAGUGCAUCAACGUCCGGGGGGGCUUCGAGUGCCGCUGCCCCCCCGGGUACCGGCACCGGGACACCGAGUGCGUGGACGAGGACGAGUGCCAGUUCCGCUGGUGCCAGCACAGCUGCGCCAACUCCCCCGGCGCCUUCUCCUGCCGCUGCCACCCCGGCUUCAGCCUCGGCCCCGACGGCCGCUCCUGCCUCGAUGUGGACGAGUGCUCGAUGGGCGCCCGCUGCUCCCAGCGCUGCCUCAACACCUUCGGCUCCUUCCGCUGCCGCUGCCGCCCCGGCUUCGCCCUGGGCCCCGACGGGCACCGGUGCCUCGACGUGGACGAGUGCCGGGGGGGGGUCCGGUGCCAGCACCGCUGCCAGAACCUCCCGGGGGGCUUCAGCUGCGUCUGCCCCCCCGGCUACACCGAGGAGGGGGGGCGGUGCAAGGACCGGGACGAAUGCUCCGAGGGCUCCCACGGCUGCGGGGGGGCUCAGAGCUGCCUCAACACCUUCGGGGGGCACCUCUGCGCCCCCCGCGAGGUCUGCCGGGGGCCCUACGUCCCCCACCCCCGAAACAACGGGACCUGCGUUUGCCCCGGGGGGGUUCCGGGCUGCGCCCCCCGCCCCCGCUGGCUCCUGCACCGGUUCCUGGCGCUGCCCCAGACCCCCGAGGUGCCCACCGGGAUCUUCCAGCUCCGGCACCCCCCGGGGGACCCCCAACGGCUGCGGCUGCGGGGGGGCCCCCCCGGGACCUUCCGGCUGCGGGCGCUGACCAAUCACAGCUCGCUGCUGGAGCUCGCGCGCCCCCUGGCGGGCCCGCGGCAGCUGCUGCUGGAGGUGGAGCUUCUGCGUCCGGGGCCACGCCCCCCGCCCGAGGCCCCGCCCCUCACCACGGACGGACCGCCCCCCGCCACAGAGGGACCGCCCCCCGGCGCCUGGGACCCGCCCCCUCCCACUGGGCGGGGCCUGGCUUUGCUCCGCCUCCAUCUGUCAGUGGGGGCCCACCCGUUCUAGGUGGGGGGAGACCCCCAAAAAGCCACUGGGACCCCAAAAACUCCCCAGGACGCCCAAACUGUGCCCUGGGACCCCCAAAGAAGCCCCAGGAACCCCAUAAAACCGACUGGGACCCC